GGUAAGUGGUCUUGUAUUCUACCAGAAUGUGUAUAUAUUGUUGCUUAUUCACUACGCAAUACAUAUAAUUCUUGCAAGGCGCAAUGAAAACGGCGAAGUACCAAAAAAGGUGCUUCGACCAAAUUGAAGGCAUAGUCACCGAGAACAAGGCCCUGACCGCGAAGGUGGACCGCCUUCGGUUGGAGGCCGAGAGGGAGGUGGCCGAGAAGGCGGCUCAGGAGGAGCGCCUGCUGGAUCUGAAUCAGCGAUUAGCCGAUAAGGAUCGUGAGAAGAAGGGUCUGGAGGAGGAAAUUGGGCGCCUCCGAGAAGAGAGGGACCGGCUUGACCAGGAGCGUGCCGGCGUUGGAGACCGGGCGCAAGGCUGGCGAGGAGCUGAAGAACAAGAGUCGGGAGUUGGCUGUGCUUAAAGUAAACAAUAAGAAGCACCUCGACGAGCUGGUCAAGGAACGGGACUCCUGGAAGACCAACUGCAUCAAGAUCUGGAAAGGAGUAGCCCCGGUACUUGACCUGAUCAGUCCCGAGCUCCCCGAGGACCAGCCCUAUGCACCGAAGCUAACCCCGGUCGAAAAGGCACAGCAAGCGUGGGGCUGGCUUCAGCAGUUUGUUAAGGAUGCCGUGGAGUUUGUCGGAGCGCACGUCCUCAGCAUGGUGCGCGCCCACUACCCCCUGGUCGACUUGUCCCGGCUUGAGAGGGGAUAUCCGAAGGAGGUUGGUCCGAGGGAGGCGGAUGACCUUGGCGUCAAUCUGCUGGACCUAUCGCCGACAGUGAUUGGCGAUAUAAAUCUCUGCGGGACAUCAACUCCCCCCGAUCAGCCAGGAUCCGACAGGUCGGCCAGGGAGUUGUCGGGGGCGUCGAUUGCAGGAGAUGGGCGGUCGGCGCCUGCGGUCUCGACCAGCCAGGUGCCGGUGGCCCUGACCCCUUCGGCGGGACAGAAGAGCCGUGCGGGUGAUCAGCCCGAGCAGUAGG
Messenger RNA from Sorghum bicolor (sorghum), 967 nucleotides. RefSeq lists its product as uncharacterized. The transcript has 3 exons. NCBI's taxonomy places the organism in Eukaryota, Viridiplantae, Streptophyta, Magnoliopsida, Poales, Poaceae. Bases 84 to 407 code for a protein of 107 amino acids. The record is from RefSeq and is a predicted model, not a curated record.